Molecule: messenger RNA, 1202 nt
Organism: Copidosoma floridanum
Lineage: Eukaryota; Metazoa; Arthropoda; Insecta; Hymenoptera; Encyrtidae
Biological process (GO): pyridoxal 5'-phosphate biosynthetic process; pyridoxine biosynthetic process
Molecular function (GO): FMN binding; pyridoxamine phosphate oxidase activity
Source: RefSeq, a predicted model, not a curated record
GCCAGUAGGUAGCACUGCAGAUACUUAGAUAAUAUACCCGGUCAACUUCAGCUUGGCGAUACAACGGGCGAGAUAUAUCGCGGGGACUUUGUAUUGUCUGAUGGUGUCGUUCGUACGCGAGUUGUGUGCCUCGACUGGAUUUGGCCUCUUUUUUUUCUUUUUCUUUUUUUUUUUUUUUUUUUCUGUACGUCUCUGACACUAUUUGUUGUUCCAUUUGCAUUUGUUCGAGAGAGAGAGAGAGAUAGGGUCUGUAACAAAAGAGGAUCGGGCCAAGGAGGAGAUUUUGACGAGCUAACUGUUCGCCGGAGCGGAUUUUCUCUGGUGACGACGAUCUUGCAGCCAAACAACCAUUGCUUUUUUUUAGACAAUUUUUUCUUUUUUUUUUUUUUUUUCUUAAUGAAAGAGUGACAUUAGUGUCACAAUGACCACAUCGAACAACAUUUCCGAAUCGUCGGAUUUAGCUUUCAUCGAGUUGAAAUCCGAUAGUCCGUACGACCUGUUCCGAGAUUGGUACGCAGAGGCGUGUAAAUUUUGCACUGGACUACCAAACGCACUUUGCUUGGCUACUGUGUCGAACGAUUUGAAGCCAAGCGCUAGGAAUGUCGUACUGAGGAGGCUCGAGGAGGAUGGCUUUGUGAUUUACACAGACAGUAGAAGUCGGAAAUCAAAAGAGUUGGCCGAGAAUUCCACGGCUGCAAUGUGCUUCUUGUGGACAUACCUCGACGAUCAGGACCAAAAGAUCGCUAGGCAGGUGAGAAUAGAGGGCGACAUGAUCGUAGUGGACAAGGAGGAAAUAGCCGAUCUUUACGAGAGCGACAAGCUGUUUUGCAAGAUUCGCGCUUACAUCUGCCACCAGGAUCAGGAAGUCGACUGGGACGACUUGAAAGCUCGGCACGAUCGGCUACUCGGCGAAGUCAGGCAGAACAAAAAGGACCUUCCUAUGCCCGACUACUUAAUCGGUUACAAGAUGCUUCCGAAGAACAUCGAGUUUUACUACGCCAGGGACAACUUGAUUGGGGAUAGGAUCCUGUUUGAGAAGAGCGACCCAAAGUGCCUGCAGUGGACACACAAACGUAUCGCAGCCUAAACCAUAUGAUAUAUUAUAAAUUACUUUUUAUCCAGAGAAAAACAAAUAAAUUCCAUGCUGGAUUGGAACGCUGUUUUUACAACACGCAAUGGUACAGUCCAACUGUUUCAAAAUA